Molecule: messenger RNA, 972 nt
Organism: Diutina rugosa
Lineage: Eukaryota; Fungi; Ascomycota; Pichiomycetes; Serinales; Debaryomycetaceae
Product: ribose phosphate diphosphokinase subunit
Exons: 1
Coding region: 1-972 (323 amino acids)
Biological process (GO): 5-phosphoribose 1-diphosphate biosynthetic process; ribonucleoside monophosphate biosynthetic process; purine nucleotide biosynthetic process
Cellular component (GO): ribose phosphate diphosphokinase complex; cytoplasm
Molecular function (GO): magnesium ion binding; ribose phosphate diphosphokinase activity
Source: RefSeq, a predicted model, not a curated record
AUGAUCCCAAAAACUCCGAACGCUAUCAAAAUUAUAGCGGGGAACUCUCACCCUGAGUUGGCUGAGCAAAUUGCUCUGAAGCUUGGUAUAGACAUUGCACAAGUCGGAGCUUUCCAAUACCUGAAUCAGGAAACUGGUUUCGCAGUGGGCGAGUCUUUACGUGAUGAGGAUGUCUACAUCGUGCAAACUGGUUGCGGCGGAGACCUGAUGAAUGACUAUCUUAUGGAACUUCUCAUUGCUAUUUCGGCCUGUGUUACCGCAUCGGCUCGCCGGAUUACUGCUGUCAUCCCGAACUACCCCUACGCUCGGCAAGAUAGAAAGGACAAGUCCAGAGCUCCAAUCACGGCGAAGUUAGUUGCCAAUCUUUUACAAGUCAGUGGCUGUGACCAUGUGAUCACGAUGGACUUGCAUGCUUCCCAGAUUCAAGGGUUUUUCAAUGUACCCGUUGACAACUUGUACGCCGAACCAACGGUGUUACGUCAUAUCCGUGAAAACUUUGACCUCGAUAAUCUCAUCAUCGUCUCACCUGAUGCCGGUGGUGCGAAGAGAGUGGCUCUGAUUGCCGAUAAAUUAGACGUCAAUUUCGCCCUCAUCCACAAGGAACGGGCCAAAGCUAAUGAGGUUCUGCGCAUGGUGUUGGUUGGUGAUGUCGAAGGCAAGGAUUGUGUGCUUGUUGACGAUAUGGCAGACACUUGUGGCACUCUUUGCAAGGCUGCCGACAUUCUUUUGGAACACGGCGCUAAGCUGGUGGUUGCCAUUGUGACUCAUGGUAUCUUUUCCAGCAAUGCCUUGGAACGUAUUAACAACUCCAAUCUCACUCAGGUGAUUUGUACCAACUCCAUGCCAGUUGAAAGCUUCAAGGAGAAGUGUCCCAAGUUGGAAGUGUUGGACAUAAGUGCAACUCUCGCGGAGGCCAUCAGACGUUUGCACAACGGGGAAAGUGUGUCUUACUUAUUCAAUAACCCCGUCUAA